GCGUGAGUUUGCAUCGCGUCCCGCACACCAGAUGGUUAUAAAAUCAUAAAUUAUCGACUUUAGUCGACAUCGCCAUCAUCAGAUAAAGUGGCAACACCGCCGUGUAUAUACAUUUUGAGAGAAAAUUCUGUUCAGGACAGCAACGCAAUAAACGCUGUGCUCGGACGACCUCUGAUAAACAACAACAGCAACAACCAUUGAAAAGGACUCUGGACAAGCAGCUCGAAAAAGGCUGAGUAGGCAACACUGUAGCCUGCGUUGCCGUCGCCGCCGCCGCCAAACACGUCGUCAUACAAAAUGAAUAAACCAAAGAGUACAGCGCUUUUUUGUUAAUUUUCGGAUUUUAAUUCGACUUCGUCGUCGCCGUUGUCGUCAUUAUCAUCAUCCGCAUCCGCAUUGUCAUCGCCACUUUUUGUAGCAGCUGUCUGUCGCUCCGAACCUCCCAACUCCCACUGUCGCCUUGCUAGCCCUAUUUGGGGCCAAAAACAUCAUCAACACAACAAGUAUCUUGUGUAGAAAUUCGGUUUCUUCUUGUUCUACUGCAUUUCCCUUCACAACUUAGUUAUGUCAUCGACCGCCGGCAAACGCAAGGAGAUCUACAAAUAUCUGGCGCCAUGGCCAUUGUACUCCAUGAACUGGAGCGUGAGGCCAGACAAACGUUUUCGCCUUGCGCUCGGCAGCUUCAUCGAAGAGUACAACAACAAAGUGCAAAUCAUCAGCCUGGACGAAGAUACCAGCGAAUUUAGUGCUAAAAGCACCUUUGACCAUCCAUAUCCAACAACGAAAAUCAUGUGGAUACCCGACUCCAAGGGCAUCUAUCCAGAUUUAUUGGCCACCAGCGGUGAUUAUUUGCGUGUUUGGCGCGCCGGCGAGCCGGACACGCGUCUCGAGUGCGUCCUCAACAAUAACAAGAACAGUGACUUUUGUGCCCCACUCACGUCGUUUGAUUGGAACGAGGUCGAUCCCAAUUUGGUUGGCACCUCCUCCAUAGACACCACAUGCACAAUAUGGGGCCUCGAGACGGGGCAGCCGCAUGCCCGCGUCUAUGUUGCCGGCCAUGUAAAGACACAGCUGAUUGCCCACGACAAAGAGGUCUAUGACAUUGCAUUCUCACGUGCCGGCGGCGGCCGGGAUAUGUUUGCCUCUGUGGGCGCCGAUGGAUCUGUGCGCAUGUUCGAUUUGCGUCAUCUCGAGCACUCAACCAUCAUCUAUGAGGAUCCUGCACAUACGGCGCUGUUGCGCUUGGCAUGGAAUAAACAGGAUCCGAAUUACUUAGCCACAGUUGCCAUGGAUUCAUGCGAAGUUAUUAUUUUAGAUGUUCGUGUUCCUUGUACACCUGUUGCAAGACUGAGCAAUCACAGAGCGUGCGUCAACGGUAUUGCGUGGGCGCCGCAUAGUUCCUGUCACAUUUGCACUGCCGGUGAUGAUCACCAAGCACUGAUCUGGGAUAUACAACAAAUGCCACGCGCAAUCGAGGAUCCAAUUUUAGCCUAUACAGCUGCUGAAGGCGAAGUCAAUCAAAUACAAUGGGGUGCCACGCAACCCGAUUGGAUAGCCAUUUGCUAUAACAAAGCGUGCGAGAUCCUGCGGGUCUAAGAGUCAAUUCUUUCUUGCCCCAUACCACCCAACCAUACACAACUCACCACAGACAGACACACACCAAACCACACCACACCACACACAAAAACGCUCUCUCCCUCCGUUUAAACGGGCAACUGAAGUCGCCACUGCUCUGAACGGUGAUUGUGAUUUGUGAUUAUGCAUGUAACUUUGGGAUUCAGCUCUUGUUGCAGCUCAAGAACAACGCACUUUAACAGCGACACCACCAGCAACAACAAUUGCAGCAGGCAACACCACAGAUACACCCACAUAAACACACACACACACACAUAAUGUAGUUGUAGAAAGCGGAACGGAUUUUGUGUUUACGUCUGCAGUGGAGCAACAAGUGGCAAGUGGGAAAAGGCAGAUGGGAGGAGGCAGCAACAGCAACAGCAGCAGUUGCAAUUGGAUGCAAUAAUGUUUAGCGCUUUUAGUUUAUACCGCAUGCUCUUUCGAGGAGCAUCUUAGAUUAGUUCACACACUCACACAUAUAUAUAUAUGUACGUAUAUACAUAUAUAUAUAUAUUAAUUACGAAAUGAUAAACACACGAUAUUUAAGUCUCAAGGUAUAACCAAAAUAUGUAUUGCUAUUUGUAAUUUAUUUGACAAUUUAUGACGUUUGACUUUUUGCACAUUAUGUAUUUUCAUGCUGAAAGUUAAGAAAACACCAAAAGCCGCUUGAUCCGGGCGCUGUUUUUAUUUAUAAUUUAUUAUCGUUUUAUUUCAAUGACAAAACAAGUAACAUCAACAACAACAACAAGAACAACAACAAUCUCCUACCUCGUUUUCCAACAUGUCAAAAAUGUUGUUAACAAUUUGUGUCUAGCCGCAGCAACCACAGCAACAACAUAAACAACAAACACAAUAGAAGAGAGAAACCAAGAACAAAAAAAAAAUACUAAAAAAACAAACAAACAAAAAUGCAAAACGCUUUUUUCGAAAUGUUUUUUAAUUCUUUGCUCCAAAAACCAAAAAAAAAAACUUUUAUUGUACGUUUUCUAUGAGAACCAACAAAAAAAAAAAAAAAAAACACAAAAACAAAGGACUUAAGCAAAAUGAUAAAUGCAAAAAGCAAACAUAAAUACUUGUGUUAAGCAUAAAACAAAAACAAACAAAAAAUACAACUGCACAACCACAAAAGCUAACAAACAAAAGCAAAAACAAAAAAACAA
Molecule: messenger RNA, 2774 nt
Organism: Drosophila sulfurigaster albostrigata
Lineage: Eukaryota; Metazoa; Arthropoda; Insecta; Diptera; Drosophilidae
Gene: wap
Product: DDB1- and CUL4-associated factor 7
Exons: 7
Coding region: 565-1596 (343 amino acids)
Cellular component (GO): nucleus
Molecular function (GO): protein binding
Source: RefSeq, a predicted model, not a curated record